This is a messenger RNA of Dictyostelium discoideum AX4, 1467 nucleotides long. RefSeq names its product autophagy-related protein 17 (gene atg17). Lineage: Eukaryota; Evosea; Eumycetozoa; Dictyosteliales; Dictyosteliaceae. Gene Ontology annotation, cellular component: cytoplasm; phagophore assembly site membrane. The record is from RefSeq and is a predicted model, not a curated record. Bases 1 to 1467 code for a protein of 488 amino acids. Gene Ontology annotation, biological process: autophagy. The transcript is spliced from 2 exons.
AUGGAUUUUUCAAGUAAAUCAUUAGAAUUGUGUAAAAGCCAUUCUAACCAAACUGAUCAAUUAUUAAAGAUAUCAAAACAAACCUAUGAAAAAUAUGAUAAUUCUUUAUCAAAAUUACAUUUAAUCAUUAGAGAAUUAAAUAAACAAUUAAUUAUAUUAAAAGAAACAUCAACACAAUUUAAUGAUAGAUAUAAUACAUUUAUAAAUGAUUUUACAUCGUUAUCGAAUCAAAAACAAUCAUUAUUUACGUCAAUAGAAAAUAAAUUAGAAAUUUUAAAAAAGAAAUAUUUAGAUAAAGGUUUAGUUUUUAAAAAUAAUAAUAAUAAUAAUAAUAAUAAUAAUAAUAAUAAUAAUAAUAAUAAUAACAAUAGUAAUAAAAGUACUGAAGAUGAUAAUAAUGAAAAUAAUAAUAAUAAUGAUGUAAAUAAAAAUAAUAAUAAUAAUAACAAUAAUAAUUUAAAUACAUUAUAUGAUUUUAUUGAUAUUGAAAGUUUAGAAUUAAUAAAGAAUCAAUUUUUAUCAGAAUUAUCAGGAUUAAAUGAAAUUUGUGAUAAAUCAAAACAAAUAUAUAAAUCAACCAAUGAAUCAAAUUUAGAGAUGGAGAAUAGAUUCUUAGAGAUUCAAAAACAAUAUAAUAAACAAAUUGAAGAAAGUAAUUCACUCUCUGAUUUAUUAACACAACAAAAUAAUUUAUAUAAAACAAUUCAAAAUCAAUUAAUUAAUGUAGCUUCACAAUGUGAUUUUAUAACUUUUUAUAAACCGUCUCCAUCACCAUUAUCACCAUCACCAUCACCAUCGUCAUCUUCUUCAUCUUCUUCACCAUCACCAUCAUCACCACAACAACAACAUGAUUUUAAUAUUAAUAAUAAAAAAGAACAAAUUCAAUUACUUUUAACAAGUUCAUUAGAGAAUAUACAAUUAAUGUCAAAGAAUGUAAAAGAUAUUGAAAAUCAAUUUAAAGAGAGUUGUAGUAUUUAUACAUUAGUUUAUUUAUUGAAUGAAAAGUUAAGUUUUGGUAAUGAUUUCUCAGAGAAUUGGGAAACAUUUGAAAGAUUUAAUUGUAUAUUCGAACAACGAUUGGCUGGUGCAAAUUAUUUCAUUGGUGAAUUAUAUAGUCUUGGUAAAUGGUAUGAUCUAUUCGAUGAAUCCUAUGAUAAUCUAUUAGAAGAGGUUAAAAGAAGACAAAAAGAAUAUUUACGUCAAAAAACAAUUGCUGAACAAUUCAAUGAAGAAUUAAAACAUAACUAUAAUCAAGAGAUUCAAAAUCGUUUAAAAUUUUAUGACUCUUAUGGCAAAUAUUUACCAGUAUCUUUAUUCUCAACAAUCUCUGAUCAACCAAUUUCUUUUCAAGUUAAACAAAUCAUUGAAGAAUCUGUAAUUGAUUAUUCUUUUAAUCCUUUAAAUUUAAAAAGAUCUUCACCAAUUAAUCAACAACAACAACAACAACAACCACCACCAAAUUCUUAA